UCCUGUUGUCAUUUAGUCGUAAAACAAGCAACAGAAACAACAGGGAUACACUAACCAGGGUCCUUCUAGCUUCCAAUUUCAAGGUUUCAGGUUGUCAUAUUUUUGUGAGCUGUACACUUAAAAAAGGGGCACACGAAUCAAGGAACAUAUUGAAAAGAUUAUUCGAGAUGGCUCACAACCGGCGAUACGAUCAUUACGAGGUGGAAGCAGUUUUCAAGAAAAUGCCGACUUUUAACGAUGACACGAUUGACGUCACCGAUCUGAACGUCUUCUUUGCCAAUAUGAACUACACCUGCACUGAUGAACAGAGAGCCGCAUACAACAAAUAUUUGCGUGACUAUCACAACAGAAAACUUCCUUUGGAUCUUGCCGUCGCAUGUUUGGCAGUAAUUGACGACCCGAAAGAAAUGAUGCGUCACAAUGUUACUGCCCUCGAUCAAAAUAAGGAUGGAAUCAUAGAUGAAGCCGAGUUCAAGUGUAUCGUCCAAUUGUUAUUGGUUCAUGAUCCGACCUUCCCAAAAGUGGAUUAUGCCAAGUUCUUUGAAGAGGCUGACACCGAUGGGGAUGGGCAAGUUACGAUUGAAGAAGCGGUGGAAUGGAUUGGCAAAAACACGAAAAAAUAAACCGUUGCAUAUGUAUUUUCCAGACACUGAUCUGGAGUUUUUAAGACAACCAGCAUGCAAAGCUAAUAAAGAUAUGCGUACAUAUGUAUUUCAUAUUUAACUGCUGACUUAAUGCUUAUAAUUUGGGCAAGGAUAGUGAUUAAAAUUCAUGAAUUAUGCAAUUUACUUUUUUAUUCAAGUAUAUUAGUUACCUGGUCUGUCCAAACGUUUAAUUUUGAGUACCCUUGUGUUAACCAGCAGUUUUUGUACAUAAUACUUAUUAAGAAAGUAGUAUAAUAAAACUUCAAUAAAAAUCUGCA
Messenger RNA from Folsomia candida, 922 nucleotides. Its product is annotated as caltractin. The record is from RefSeq and is a predicted model, not a curated record. The transcript has 2 exons. Bases 168 to 623 code for a protein of 151 amino acids. Gene Ontology annotation, molecular function: calcium ion binding. Lineage: Eukaryota; Metazoa; Arthropoda; Collembola; Entomobryomorpha; Isotomidae.